Molecule: messenger RNA, 2523 nt
Organism: Fukomys damarensis (Damara mole-rat)
Lineage: Eukaryota; Metazoa; Chordata; Mammalia; Rodentia; Bathyergidae
Gene: Smim15
Product: small integral membrane protein 15
Exons: 3
Coding region: 341-565 (74 amino acids)
Source: RefSeq, a predicted model, not a curated record
UGGGAGUGGGAGUCGGAGCCCAUGGGGCGCGAUGUUGGGGGGCUGCCAGUCGCUGCGCUCGGCCGAGGCGCAGUUGUGGCCGCCCGGCCCGGCUUCUCGGGGGCCACUAUUCUGGGAGUCUUUCCUGGCCGGCGGCCACGAGGGCUGAGCCUGACGGGACAAGGGGCAGGCACGAAUGUGGCUUCUGCGCUGGCCGCUCUGGGGAAGGGAAGAAGAAAUUUUAACUUCUCAAGAGUGCUUUAAAACUAAAGAAGACAACAACAAAUAAGGGUCAUCUGAAGUUUAUUGGCACCCAGGACAAAGUUGGAGAUCACUGCUCAAGCAUAAAACUGCUACAGAGAUGUUUGAUGUAAAGGCUUGGGCUGAAUAUGUUGUUGAAUGGGCUGCAAAGGACCCAUAUGGUUUCCUUACGACAGUUAUUUUGGCUCUUACUCCACUGUUCCUAGCAAGUGCUGUCCUGUCCUGGAAAUUGGCCAAGAUGAUUGAAGCCCGGGAGAAGGAGCAAAAGAAGAAACAAAAACGUCAAGAAAAUAUUGCAAAAGCUAAACGACUGAAAAAAGAUUGAAGAGGAUCCACAAACAAAAAAAAAAAAAAAAAAAAAUUGGAAAAUUAGGCAGCUUUGGAAGGACCCCAUGAAAUUUCUUUGGAUUUCAUGGAAGUUAUUACUGUCCAUAUAGAAGAAUCAUUCUGGAAUGUGACCUCAAUACUGUAGUAACUUUUAGGCCAUUGGCAGUUAUUAUAAAUUAGUAUUUGAUUAUCCUGGUUGAGUAUCAGUGAUUCCUAAUGCUCCAAAUUCAGAAUUCUCUAAAAUUCAGAAUACUCCAAAAUCCAAAACUAUGCAAAGAUGUGAUGCCACAAGUGGAAAAUUCCCCAGCUGAUCUCUCGUGGGUCUCAGUCAAAAUACAGAUGUACUAAAAAUGUAUAAAAUUUUUUCCAGCCUAUAUAAAACAAAUGAAUUUCCUCAAGAUGUCUCAUGUAUAUGCAAGUAUUCCAAAAUCUGAAAACAUCUAAAACAUUUCUGGUUCCAGGUAUUUCAGAGAAGGAACAAUCAACCUUUAGCAUUGACUUAGUCAUUUGCCAUUUUAUACUAUGCUCUGAAAUAAAAAUAACCCAUGGAAACAAAUGACUUUACAUUAUGAACACUACUGAAAUAGUGAUUUAAAACAGGGUCCUGUUUUCGACAAAGGAUAUUAAAAAUGUUAAAGUCAAACUUGCCCUCUUUGAAUUGAUAGUUUGCUUGGGCUUAAAAGAGAUACAGUAUAUUAAUCACAUCUUUUAUCAGUAUUGCUUAUUUCUGGGAAUCAUUUCUGGCUUUUUCAAAGAAAUAGUAUUAACAAGUACAUCUAUUAUGUAUUUUUCUCAUUUUAGCCUUUGCGACACCUGGCAAUUAUCAAGGCAUUCUUUAUUUUUAAAAAACUAAUUUUUAAAAGACUUGUGUUAUUUUGAUCAUGUAUAGUACCACCAACUAGAUAUUAUGAUUUUUGUACCUAGAAACACUGCCACUUUCAUAGUGAUGAGUUGAGUAAUACUGAUUUAAAACUUGCAGUAAAAAAUGCCAAACAUUGCAGUACCUUGGAAGCAGUUUUUUCUUGUACUAAAACUGUGAAAUAGUUAAAAUAUCUUAUCACAUAAUUUGCUUAUUAUACAGAUAACACUUAUUUUUAUUCCAUUUGUUUUAACUUACGUGGUAAUGAUGUCCUGUACUUUUUUGUCCACAGUUCGAGGUAAAAAUUAAAACUUCAGUUUUUCUUAAAGAGUUAACAUUUAAUUCAUACUUUGUAAGUGGAAAAGGCCCAAAAUUUGGAAAAAUUUGGUUGGAAAUAGUAGUAAUUGCACAACAGGAUAAAUUACAUCAUUUGUUUAAGUAGUAAAACCAGAACUCUUUACUAUUAAAUAUGGCUUUUCUAAAUGCAUGGUCCAGUAAUUGUAUUUACUGUAGUAUUUAAUAGCUUAAUGUUUUCACCUCUCAUGAUGAAUUUUAAGUUAGAUUGUCCAACAGCUCUAAUUUAAAAAUGAAACUAGGUAUGAAAUAAAUUUGAUACUUUUUUAAAAAGGUCUUGAGUUGAUAGCUUUUUUGGGAGAGAGAAAUUUAAGUUAAAUGUGUUGUAUAAAUUAGACUUUUCAAAAGGUUGUGAGUCUCAAUUGUAGCCAACCACAAUUCUAGAAGUUUGGCACAGUGUUUCUCAAACUUGAGAACUUAAGGCCUCCUGGGAAUGUUUAUGGAUUAGUUUGAACAACACUUGCUAUUUUUAGAUUCCGAGUUCUUGAUGGUAGUGCAGUCAACGUACUGCAACUCUCGACAUUGAAGGUGAUCUAGAAUAUGCUCUCAUAAUAUUUAAAUUAAAACUUGCUUAUAUAAAAGUACUGGACCCCAUGGGUCUGCAGAGCUCAUUUUAAGAAAAACUGGAUUAAGAGAUAUCUGAAAUAUGUUUCAGUGUAGUCACGUUAUUCAUGAAAAGAGUUUAUGUAUGUUUUACUUAUUACCACAUUUUACGGUAAAAGUGCAGCAAAAGAUCGUUAUAA